Coturnix japonica (Japanese quail) is the source of this 3841-nucleotide messenger RNA. The record is from RefSeq and is a predicted model, not a curated record. NCBI's taxonomy places the organism in Eukaryota, Metazoa, Chordata, Aves, Galliformes, Phasianidae.
CCUCAUCCAUCAUCCUCAUCCUCCUCAUCCUCCUCCUCCUCUUCAUCGUCCCCCCCCUGCCCGUCCGCCUGCUCCUGCAGCGGCCAAUUGGGCAAAGUGGUUUGUACCAGGCGAGGCCUCUCCCGCGCCCCCCCCGGGGUCCCCCCCAACACCCGAUACCUCAACCUGAUGGAGAACAACAUCGCCCUGGUGCAGGCCGACACCUUCCGCCACCUGCACCGCCUGGAGGUGCUGCAGCUGGGCCGCAACUCCAUCCGCCAAGUGGAGGUGGGGGCGUUCAGCGGCCUGGCCAACCUCAACACCCUGGAGCUGUUCGACAACUGGUUGACCGUGGUCCCCAGCGGAGCCUUCGAGUACCUGUCCAAGCUGCGCGAGCUGUGGCUGCGCAACAACCCCAUCGAGAGCAUCCCGUCCUACGCCUUCAACCGGGUGCCGUCCCUGCUGCGCUUGGACCUGGGCGAGCUCAAGAAGUUGGAGUACAUCUCGGACGGGGCCUUCGAAGGACUGGACAACCUCAAGUAUCUCAACUUGGGCAUGUGCAACAUGCGCCAGGUGCCCAAUUUGACCCCGUUGAUCGGCUUGGAAGAAUUAGAGCUAUCGGGGAAUCACUUCCCCCGCCUCCAUCCCGGCGCGUUUCGGGGUCUUCGCGCCCUUCGCAAGCUCUGGAUCAUGAGCUCCCAGAUCAGCCUGAUCGAACGCAACGCCUUCGACGAGCUGACGGCGCUGGUGGAGCUCAACCUGGCCCACAACAACCUCACCUCCCUCCCCCACGACCUGUUCGCCCCGUUGCGCUUCUUGGUGGAGCCCCACCUCCAUCACAACCCCUGGGCCUGCGGUUGCGACGCUCUCUGGUUGGCGGCCUGGUUAAGGGAAUCCAUCCCCAGCAACUCGUCGUGCUGCGGCCGCUGCCACGCGCCGCCGGCCAUGCGGGGCCGUUUCCUUUUGGAGGUGGAACGAGCCUCGUUACGUUGCUCGGCUCCGUUCUUGGCCGACGCACCCACCGACCUCAACAUCUCCGAAGGCCGCGGGGCGGCUCUGAGGUGCCGGACGGGCGCCAUGGCGGCCGUACGUUGGUUGUUACCGGAUGGGGAGGUGCUGAGCCACGCGUCGGCCCGGCCGCGUUUAUCCGUCCUCCACGACGGCACCCUCAACUUCUCCCACGUCUUAACGGCCGACACCGGGCUCUACACCUGCAUGGCCGCCAACGCGGCCGGCAGCUCCAACGCUUCGGCCUACCUCAACGUCAGCGCCGCCGAGUUGGACGCUUCGGCCUACAGCUUCUUCACCACCGUCACCGUCGAGACCACCGAAGCGGCUCCGGACGACGUGGCAGCCCCCAAAGCGGCCAAAUCGGCCCCACCGACGGCACCCACGGCCUACAGACCGGCCUACACGGCCACCACCACCGUCCUGGUGCGCGGCACCCGCCGCGGCCCCACGGCUCCGUCCCCCAACACCGACCACCGCGACGCCGCUCCUCCUCCUCACACCAGCCUGGACGAGGUGAUGAGGACCACCAAGAUCAUCAUCGGCUGCUUCGUGGCCGUCACCUUGUUGGCAGCCGCCAUGCUCAUCGCCUUCUACAAGCUACGCAAGAGGCACCAACGCCGCGCCACCGUCACGGCCGCCCGCACCAUCGAGAUCAUACAAGUAGACGAAGACGUCGCAGCCGGCUCCGGUGCAACCAGCGGCGGCGGUGUUGGCGUCGGCGGCGUCGGGAUGCGGGGAGAUGGAAGCGGGGAGCACCGCGAGCGGCCGGCGCCGCAUUGCCCUGCGUCCUGGAUGGACAACAGCGCCCUGCAUGCGCCGGGAGCUCCCAGAGCUGAGCCUUUCCUGCUGCACCCGCAUUGCGGCAAGGACAGGGUGCAGGAGACGCAGAUCUGACCCGCAUUGCAAGGACGGUGUUGCAGGAGAUGCAGAGCUGAGCUGCGGUGCGCCCACGCUGCAAGGACCGGGUGCAGGAGAUGCAGAUCUGACCUGCAUUGCAAGGACCGGGUGCAGGAGAUGCAGAUCUGANUGCAAGGACCGGGUGCAGGAGAUGCAGAUCUGACCUGCAUUGCAAGGACCGGGUGCAGGAGAUGCAGAUCUGAGCCAGCGCUGCAUGGACGGCACUGCAGGAGAUGCAGAUUUGACUUGCAUUGCAAGGAUGGGGUGCAGGAGAUGCAGAUGUGACCUGCGAUGCACCCGCGUUGCAAGGAUGGGGUGCAGGAGAUGCCAAUCUGAGCCAGCACCGCAUGGACAGCGUUGCAGGAGAUGCAGAGCUGAGCUGCACUGCAUGGACAUGGCGCAGGAGAUGCAAACCUGACCCCACGCUGCAAGGAUGGGGUGCAGGAGAUGCAAACCUGAGCUGCACUGCAAGGACAGCAUGCAGGAGAUGCAGCUCUGACCCAACACUGCAAGGACAGUGUGCAGGAAAUGCAGAUCUGACCCAGCGCUGCAAGGACAGAGGGCAGCAGGUGCAGAUCUGACCUGCAAUGCACCCACGCUGCAAGGACAGGGUGCAGGAAAAGCGGGGCUGACCCCACACUGCACCCAUGCUGCACCUGCUCUGCAAGGACGGGGUGCAGGAAAUGCAGCUCAGAGCCCUCAAUGCACUGCACAAAUGAGGUGCAGGAAACGCACAUCUAAGCUGUGCUGCACUGCACCGCACUGCUGGGGUGCAGGAAAUGCAACUGUGAGCUGCACUGCACUGCAACGCAUGGAUGGGAUGCAGGAAAUGCAGCUUUGGGCACUCAAUACACUGCACGGCAAGGAUGCAGUGCAGGGGAUGCAGCUCUGAGCCUUCAAUGCACUGAAAUGCACGGAUGCAGUGCAGGAAAUGCAAACGUGCUGCGCUGCACUGCAUGGACUGGGUGCAGGAAACGCAGCUCUGAGACCUCAAUGCACUGAACUGCACGGAUGCAGCGCAGGAAAUGCAAACAUGAGCUGCACUGCACUGCACGGACUGGGUGCAGGAAAUGCAGCUUUGAGACUUCACUGAACCUCACUGCAAGGAUGCACUGCAGGAAAUGCAAACGCGAACUGCACUGCACUGCACGGACUGGGUGCAGGAAAUGCAGCUCGGAGUCCUCAAUGCACUGCACUGCAAGGACGGGGCACAGCAACUGCACGGCAAAGGGAUGCAGCGCAACAAAUGCAGCUCGGAGCCCUCCAUGCACCGCGCUGCAAGGAUACAGUGCAGGAAAUGCACAGCAUGGAUUGGGGUGCAGGAAAUGCAGCUCUGAGCCUUCAAUGCACCGCGCUGCAAGGAUGCAGUGCAGGAAAUGCACCGCAUGGAUUGGGUGCAGGAAAUGCAACUCAGAGCCCUCCCUGCACUGCGUUGCAAGGAUGUAGUGCAGGAAAUGCACCACAUGGAUUAGGGGGUGCAGGAAAUGCAGCUCUGAGCCUUCAAUGCACCGCGCUGCAAGGAUACAGUGCAGGAAAUGCACCGCAUGGAUUAGGUGCAACAAAUGCAGCUCGGAGCCCUCAAUGCACCGCACCCCAUGGAUUGGGGCUGCAGGAAAUGCACCGCACGGAUUGGGGUGCAAUAAAUGCAGCUCUGAGCCCUCAAUGCACCGCGCUGCAAGGAUGCAGUGCAGGAAAUGCAUUGCAUGGAUUGGAGGUGCAAUAAAUGCAGCUCGGAGCCUUCCAUGCACCGCGCUGCGAGGACGGGACGCAGGAAAUGCAUUGCAAAAAAACCCCACACAGCAAGGACAAAAAUACCCCCCCCCCCCCCCCCAUAUCCCCGCCCCCCGGCCCCCACAAAUCCCCCUUUUCUAACCCAUUUUGCUAGGGAAGAGGAGGAAGAAGAGGAGGAAGAGGAGGGGCCCAAACCUUCCACAUUGCAAAAUAAAAUAGGAGU